AUGGCCAAGCGCACCAAGAAGGUCGGUAUCGUCGGAAAGUAUGGUACCCGCUACGGUGCUUCGCUGCGUAAGAUGGUCAAGAAAAUGGAAGUGACGCAGCACUCGCGAUACACUUGCUCAUUCUGCGGCAAAGAGGCCAUGAAACGCAAGGCUGCCGGCAUCUGGGAUUGCUCCAAAUGCCACAAGGUUCAGGAAAUUCGCAAUUAUUUUACCUUACUCAAACAUUUAAGAAAUGAACUAACUUUGCGCCGUUUCAAAGUUUUUAAUAAGUUAUUUAAAAAAAAUACUCAAUGAACUCACAUAAAUUCUAGGUGUAAAUAAUUAAACAAAAAAUUAAGAUUAAGAUUAAUAAUGAAGUUAACAUCAAAUUCAGUGGAAGUUGCACUUUUUUUCAGUUCUAUACUUUUAAUUCUGUGCACGGUGUUUUCUUGAAAAGUUAUCAAAAAACUUUGAUUUGACCUCAUCAAGAAUUUUUGUUCAGAAAAUAUGAUAAUUCGAUUUCCAGACCGUUGCCGGAGGCGCCUACGUUUACGGAACAGUUACUGCGGCCACCGUCCGCUCAACUAUUCGUCGAUUGAGAGAUCUUAAGGAAUAA
Caenorhabditis auriculariae is the source of this 595-nucleotide messenger RNA. NCBI's taxonomy places the organism in Eukaryota, Metazoa, Nematoda, Chromadorea, Rhabditida, Rhabditidae. The record is from the annotation of a GenBank genome assembly.